Molecule: messenger RNA, 2241 nt
Organism: Spinacia oleracea (spinach)
Lineage: Eukaryota; Viridiplantae; Streptophyta; Magnoliopsida; Caryophyllales; Amaranthaceae
Exons: 5
Coding region: 1-1599 (532 amino acids)
Source: RefSeq, a predicted model, not a curated record
AUGAAUGAAGUUUUUAAGGAUGAACCUCCCCAGGUACCCGACACUAGUAACCGUAAGAAGUAUGUGGAACCGGAAAUUGAUGAAGAUGAUGAAGAGUACGAGGAAGAUCUCGUUGGAUCAGGGGAUGAUAGUGAAGAUACACCAUAUGAAGAGGAGGGUGAGGAAUUAGAGGACGAAGAAGAAGACGACGACGAAGAGUAUGUAGAUGAGGAUGAGGAUGAGGGGGAAAAUGAUGUUGGUGUAAAGUGUAAGUUGAAAAAUCAGGGCAGGAAAACGGGUAAUGCUAAAGGAAGGCGUCCUGUUGUUGUAGAGGAGGAUGAUGAGUUUUAUGAUGAUCUUGAAGUUGAUGCUCGUGCUAAGUUGAAGAUGAAAGAGCGCAGUAGGAAGUAUGCUAAGAGCAGGCGUUUAGCUAAUGAUGUAGAGGAUGAAGGAAAUGAUGAUGAAGAGGAUGACGAGGAAGAUGGAGAAGCUGAUGUCCGUAGAGUGGGGAAGAAGCAUCCGAAGCAUGUAGGCCAAAAUGUUAGGCGGUAUCCAGAAGAUGAACAACAUGGGUUGAGGAAGAAACAUUUGAAGGUGAUUAGGAAGAGGCGUCGUGGGGAUACUGAUGACGAGGAAGAACAGGGGAAGCCUGUGAAGAAGAAGUUGUUGCUGAAGAAAAAGGUUGGUAAGAUUGUUGAUAAAGAGCGUAGAAAAGGAAAGUAUCCUCUUAAAGAUAAGGGAAUGACUAAGAGAGGCAAGAAUAGGAGAGUGUUUCUGCGGGUUCCAAUCCCCCAACAUCCAAUGUCUAGGGGUGAAUAUGCCAAGUGUCAUGAUGUUGUAGUUGCUACCCAAAGGGCUAAUUGCGAUCGCAAGCAACCGAGUGUUAUAUGCCGCACUGAUGCUUUCUCAAAGAUCAUUGCUGGAUUUGAUGACUCUAGAAGAGCCUGUGUGCAAAAAAUGGGGUUUGGAGGAUUGUUGGAGUUGAAAAUAUCCAAGCUUCCGAGGCAGCUUUGUUAUUGGUUGAUGACCAGAUUGGACGGAGUCAACAGUUAUCUGGUAGGUGGUGACGGGCAUGUGUUGCCGAUCACACCUGGCCAUUGGGAAGAUGUGUUUGGUUUGAGGAACAGCGGGCUUCCCAUCCCUGAAAAGGAUUCUAAUUUGCCGGCUGGAAAAGCUCUAGCGUAUGCAGUGAAGUAUGGUGAGAAAAACCCUGCAAACAACAAGACCACAGUACUGAUAUCCAACGCAACUCGCGUGUUGUUAGGUCCCUUGGACAAGCUCGGCAACUUAGUGCCGCUCGCAAAUCAACGUCAAAGGACUGAGUUCAUGGAGAACUUCAUGAUUGUGCUAAUGGGACAGAUUCUUUGUCCUUCUACUGAUGGUGCAAACAUGUCGACGAAACUGCUAGGUGCUGUAUGUGUUGCAAAGGACGCAGAUCAGUAUAACUGGUGUGAGUUUUGUCACAAAUGGCUGCUAGACUACGCGAUCCCAUGCCAGCGGAAGCUAGAAGUUCAGGGUUAUGCGGCUGGGACUGGUGGUUGUGUUUUGUUUUUGUUGGUGAGUGCUCUCCUGAAAUUGACAUUUAAUAAGUAUGUUCAUUAUAAGUGUUGUAUGUUGUAGUCCUUUUCUGGCAUGUUUUAAUUAGUUAUCCAUUUCUGGCAGGUUUUUUAUCUAGAUCGUUUAUGUCGGCUUCCUGUCCGUUGGGACGAGUUCCCCAGACUAAAAGUCUGGACUGAGGAGGAAGUGGAGAAGGUGAAACUUCAUGAUAGGAAGCCUACUGAAGACUAUGGGAGGUUAUCGACGGUUGAUGUUGUUUACCGGGAGCCCCAUCCUCUAUUUGGAGAAAGAAGGCCGUUGGCAGAAGAGGUUGCUGAUCUGGUUAUGGAAAGGAUGGCCCCCUUACUGCAAGACCUCCGUGCCGUGAUACGAGAACAAGUAAUCAUACGCAGGCUGGGGGCAAAGGAAAGUGUUGCUGAAAAAGAUCCCUCCCCUGGUGUUGCUGAAAAAGAUCCCUCCCCUGGUGUUGCUGAAAAAGAUCCCUCCCCUGCUAGCAGUUCCCAUCGCCAAAUCAGCGAUAAUGCUUAUAUUAACGUGGAUGGUGAGCCAAUGGCGGUGGAUAAGUCGGUCAACAAGGUCCUGAGUGAGUUAGAUGUCAUUGUACUGGAGGAGGAUGAAACAGACAAUGUGCAACACACAGUGGAACAACCAUUGGGAGGUGAAGAAAAUGUGUUUGUGAAUUACCAGUCCUUGCCUGUGGAGCAG